UAUUCACUAAAACUAGAACCUAAUAAUGGAAUUAGGUACUCUUUAAUAAUGAAAUAAUUCUUUAUUUUACAAAUAAUUUAAUAAAGUUAGACUAAAAACAUGGUUUAAAAAAGGUACGUUAUUCAAAUUUACUUCUAUAAAAAUGUAAACAAUCAGUUGUUGCUAUGGUGAUAUCCACUAUGACUACAGUAUAUACAAUAGGUACACAACAAAAACAAUAAACCAACAAUUAUUGAAUGCAAUAAUUUGGUUAGUAUGUAGAAAAUAGUUAUUGUUAUUAUUUUGAUAGUAAUAUUAAAAUAGUAAAAAAGGAUGAACAAUAAAUGUUAAAAAGUAUAGUAUUACAAAUUAAAUAUCUUUCUUCAAUAAAAUUAAUUUGGUAUAAUAAGUAAUGGAUAAAGAUCCAAUGAUUGAACUUACUGAAUUUCAUAAUAAUUUAUAUAGCCCUAUAUCAGAUUCUAGAGAAAAUUUGAUAGAAAAACCACCAGAAAUUAAACCAAGAAAGAAAAAAUUAUUAAGUAUAAAUGAUAUUCGGUCUACAGGAUCUAGUUCCAGCAAUAGUGAGAGGGAUGGAUCAGAAUUGUCAUCAAUUAGCCAUGAUUCAUCACCAUUGUCACAAAGUUGGCAAAAAAUUAAAAAUAACACUGAUGUAUGUAUGCCAAUACCUGUCCCUCGCCCACGUUCAAUAUCUAGUAAAAAGUCUGCAAGUACUAAUGGAUCUAGUGAAAGAAGUAUAUCUGCUAUUAGUCCAAUAUCAAACAAGAGUAGUUUACAGAACAGUCGAUCAGUAACGCCAGAAAGUGUAUCCAUUGAAUUAAGUGAUAGUGACCUCACAGAUAGUUCAAGCAGAAUAGUUCCAUUAAAAGUUAAAAUGAAAGAAAACAAAGAAACAAAUGACAUGGAGCUGUCAGCUGCAUUAAAUAAUGUUGCUAGUUUAAAUAUGUUUAAUGAAGAAACAAGAAAUGAAAAUGAAAACAUUAAACUAGAAAUUUAUAUUCAUAAAACAGAUGCAUUAAAAGUUGAUACAAGAAUAAAACAUCCAAGUGUUAUAAUUUCUAUUAUUGAUACAACUACGUGGGAAUAUCUAAGAAUAAGCAAUGCAAAUGUAACAAAUCAAGAAAAAACUUAUAUUAAUCCCAUUUUAACAAAAGAAUUUGAUUUCAAAUUUCAUAAAACAAUAAUACCAAUCUGGGAUGAAAAACUGGUUUAUACUGAAAAUUUUAAACACAUCAUAACAGAGAAUACAGUAAUAUUAUUUGAGAUUGUAGAUUAUACUGGAAGUAUUCGACCUCUAGUAACAAUGAAUGAUUGGCAUAGAAUAGCUUGGGCGUUUAUAAGACCAAUUGGAUCUAAUGGAAUUACAAAUACAGGAAAACAAAUAAGAUUACAAUUAUAUAAACCUGGGCCAAAGCCGAAGUCUUUUCACAAAAGUCAUCCAACGGCAAUGCAUUGGUUUAUAAAAGGAAUAUUAAAAAAAUAUCCAAGCACGCUUUAUAUAAGUUUGAAUAAGGUAAAAUACUCUGGGGCAACUGAAGUGGUAUCAGAACAUAAUCAACAAGAAUUAAAAUCUAUUGACUCUAGUUCACCAAAUGAAAUUAAUUCUGAUUCAAUCAGUUCAAGUCAAGAAACGUUUCAAGAAUACGAUAUUAAGUGGAAACGUUUUCCUGGUCAAAAAUGUAAAAUACCAAAUUCUGAAAUUGUGAAACUUCAACCGAACUUAGAAGGAUGUAUGUAUUUAAAAUUUAGUUAUGAUGGUUUAAGGCUAGCGGUUGCUACAGGAAAAAAUAUAAAUAUAUAUUCAAUACCAGGAUACAAAUUGUUUAAACAGUUAAUUGGUCAUCAAGGUUUGGUUUAUACUUUAAGGUGGAGCAAUGAUAAUAAUAAUUUAUUAACAACUUCUUCCGAUUAUACUGCGUGUGUUUGGACACUGAAGAAUAACAAUCAAACAAACUUCCAAAUUCUUCCACAUCCGUCGUAUGUAUAUUGUGCUGAAUAUAAUAACACAGUUAUAAUAACUGGAUGUUACGAUAGUAUAUUGCGAUUAUGGACUUCUGCCUUUAAUAAAUGGACAUUGUGCCAAGAAAUGGAAUACCACAAAGGUUUCAUAUCAAGUAUUGCUCAAUUGGAAACUAUAGUACUUUCGUCCGAUAGCCAUGGGAUCAUUAUCGAAUGGACGCUUGAAAAUUGUAGAUUAGAACUAAAAAGAAUUAUAUCAGUACCUGAAAUACGACAAGUUAUAAUAAGUAAUAUAGUUUUACAUCCAGCCGGUAAACGACUUCUAAUUCAAACCAGAGAUAGUAUUUUACGUAUGAUGGACUUACAUACGACGGCAAUCAUACAGUGGUUUAGGGGUGGUGUAAACAACAAAGUACAAACAGGAUGUGUAUUAAGUCCUUGUGGUAAUCUUGUGUUUGGCUGUGGCGAAGACGGACUAGUUAAUGUUUGGGAAGCGUAUACUGCUAAACAAUUGGCAUUUUAUACGAAUCGUCAAGAUUUAUCAGCUGCCACUAGUGGCGCAGUAGAUUACCAUCCACACGAUCAUAUGAUAGUAUUUGGGGUAUAUACUCAAAAUAAAAAUUCGCCAAUUUAUGUUGCUCAAUACACAAAAGAAAAUGAAACAGACAUUGGUUUGAGGUUUUUGAUCCCAAUAGAACAUAAACAAAAAGCUUUCGGGCAUAUUAAUCACCAGGCAGCAGAAUAUGGAUAUUUAAAUAAAUUAAAAACAAAAGAACAUGAUAGUCAACGUAUGAUGCCACUAGUCAAUAUCAUUAAGAGAAUGGACAGUGUUUUAAAUUCAUUUAAGAUUAAAGAAUAACAAACAAUGCUGUGGUUCAGUGGUUGAGAGCCAAAAGCUGAUAUGUGAAAAAUUCAAUUUUGAGGUUUUACAUGUUAUGUGUGGUAAAUUAAGUAUUUUAUGGUUUUAUACAAUUUUUAAAUUGCUCUCCUAAAAAGUUGGAUUUUUUCACAUAUCAGCUUUUGGCUCUCAAUUAUGUAUCCAUGAAUUAUGGCCACGUACCGUUUCCGCCAACAUUUAAAAUGGCUGUUUUCGUUAUCACCCUUUCCCACCGAUUUAAAAAAGGUUUGAUUCCUGUUUCCGCCAAUAUACCUGCUAA
Messenger RNA from Acyrthosiphon pisum (pea aphid), 3113 nucleotides. Its product is annotated as jouberin. Gene Ontology annotation, molecular function: protein binding. The record is from RefSeq and is a predicted model, not a curated record. Gene Ontology annotation, biological process: motile cilium assembly. The transcript is spliced from 14 exons. Gene Ontology annotation, cellular component: ciliary basal body. NCBI's taxonomy places the organism in Eukaryota, Metazoa, Arthropoda, Insecta, Hemiptera, Aphididae. Bases 392 to 2815 code for a protein of 807 amino acids.